Molecule: messenger RNA, 579 nt
Organism: Cornus florida
Lineage: Eukaryota; Viridiplantae; Streptophyta; Magnoliopsida; Cornales; Cornaceae
Product: F-box protein PP2-B10-like
Exons: 2
Coding region: 135-476 (113 amino acids)
Source: RefSeq, a predicted model, not a curated record
GUCCAUUUGGGUGGCUGUAAUCUACUUUAUACACAGUGUUUGCUUCAGUUUUCAUUUUAAUCUCUCUCUAACUUCUCAUUAGUGGCAUUAAGCAGAGUUUUUCAUUGGAUAAAUGGAGUGGGAAGAAAUGUUUCAUGUUAGCUGCAAGAUCCCUCACAAUUGUUUAUGGUGAUACACCUAUGUAUUGGAGAUGGAUUUCUCUACCCGAGUCCAGAUUCGCUGGGGUGGCAGAGCUUGUCGAUGUGUGUUGGCUUGAAAUUCGUGGGAGGAUAAGUAUUCAGAUGAUAUCGCCUGACACAAACUAUGCAGCUUACCUCGUGUUCAAGUGGACGAAAAGAGUAUAUGGAUUUGAAUCCCAACCAGUAGAGGGUUGGGUAGGACUUCGAGGGAGUGAAGAGGAACUAAGGAGUUUUUAUCUGGAUCCUAAUGGAGGGCAGGCCCGCAGGGGCGUCGAACUCAUACUGUACCAAAUUUAAAGCACUGAUAAGGGGUUUAAAAAAAAAAAAAUUAAAAGCACUGAUUUCCGUGUUUAGGAGUACUUUGGGGGGAUUUAUAAAUAAAAAAAGUUAGUCAAAUUUG